This is a messenger RNA of Monosiga brevicollis MX1, 2674 nucleotides long. RefSeq lists its product as uncharacterized. NCBI's taxonomy places the organism in Eukaryota, Choanoflagellata, Craspedida, Salpingoecidae. The record is from RefSeq and is a predicted model, not a curated record. The transcript has 13 exons. Bases 104 to 2674 code for a protein of 856 amino acids.
UACAACUUUGCCUUUCUACGUCUCGCUUCUGCGUCGCCAAGGAGGCAGGCCGUGCAUCCCAGGCGUGGGCUGAAAGCUCGCAUGCCUUAGGGCGUGGAGCCCCAUGCCGCCCAUCUCUGCACGCUCUUGGAGCAGCUCUUCGGACAAGCAGCGCCUCAAGUUCCAUGAAACCGAAGCUUCCCGAGCCUCAGCAGUCGCCUCUGCUUCCCAGCACUCGCACCGUCACUCCCACACGCACUCCCGCCGUCCCUCGCAAUCACACGACGACAGCAGCCGGGGCCAGGACCGUGAGCAGCAGGCCCAGACGUUGGCUCAAGUGAAACGCUGGGAGAAGAAGGAGAAGAAGCGCAAGAAAAAGGCCAGGAGAAAGGCCGAAAAGGCCGAGAAGAAGCAAAAGAAGCACAAGCGUCACCACCACGACAACGACGACCACGAGGAACACCGCCACGGCAGCGCAUCUAGUAGCCACAAGGGCCAACAUACCAAAAAGCCCAAGCUACUGGGCACUCCAAUCUGCCCACCGGACACCUCUGCGACCAACUCCUGGCGCGUAUAUCCCAACCCCGCAGCCAUGACCUCCCAGACGAGCCAGAACGAGCCGGAAGUGCCACCGCCUGCAAAUGGGUCGGGGUCCACCCCUGCCUCCACCCGCGCCAGUGAAUCCAGUGAUUCUGGCAAAUCCGCCACCGCCCCACCCGCUCCACCAAGCGCAAGCUCCGAUGAUGAACAGGAGCCCGAAGGCCCGCCGCGUCCCGGCCAUAAGCUGGCUUCACUCCUGGCCGCCGACCCUGCAGACGCCGGAGAGCCAGCGAACCAGGACCCAGCUGCAGACGCCGGCAAUGCCAGCGCACAGCAAGGGCACGAGUCGGACGAAGACGAGGACCAUACUCCGGGCUACUGCAUUGAAUGCGAGGUACCUCUAUAUUUGGCCCUCGCUAAAGUCACGGAGCGCCCCGCCACGCUGGAAUGCCACGAGUGCCAGGAUGAAUAUUGCCCACAAUGCUUUCAAUCCCUGCACCGAAAAGGGCGGCGGGCCGGCCACUCUUAUGAGCGAAAACCAGCCACAGUUGCGCCGCGCCAGCUGGUUUCGGCUGCGGUCAUUCACGAUCAAGCCGUCGAAGGGAAUGACCAGUCUCGCAAGGAGACAGAACUGGACUCGUUUCAACUUCUCCAGCUCGAGCGUAACAGCCCCGAGUGGUUUGUUGAACGAGCGAAGCACAUUCCCGUUCGCCUGAAGCACCAGCAACGCUCCACGUUGCGCUGCGUGUUGGCCGCGCUGGCCAUCUCUUCGUACACGGAUGUUGUGGAUCAGCCAGAGCUUAACAAGCCUGCGCGCCGCCUUCGCGCGAUUGCCACAGAGAUCACCUCCUUUUUGACAGGCAUCGCUCUGGCCAAGAGUCAGUCCCAUCUCCUCUCAGGAUUGCCGGGUCGGCAGAAACCUGAUCGCCUGCUCAAAUCCUAUUUUGUGCACGUGGACAUAGACUACGACGUCGGCGUCAAGUUAACCAAGGAACAGAGCUUUGCGCGCUAUGCCGAGUUUUAUGCCGGCAGCCUGGAAUAUGUGCGUCGUUACAAGAUCAUGAACCCGGAGCUCAUGCGUACACAGUACGGCAAAUUGAUCCACCUUUUGCAAGAUUUUGCCUCGCCCGAGGUGCAAGAUUGCUUUGAGAUGCAACCCAUCAAGGAUAUCGAGACCGUCUACAGCUGGCUAGAUAGUCACGGUGUGGCUGACGUGCUCCUGGAAAAGGAUCUCAAGACAGCCACAAUGGAGAUUCUUCCUGAAGGCAAGCCGCGGCAUCAGAUUCAACAAGAAAUCAAGGCCAAAGAAAGUGCUCAGGAGCGCAUCGCUCGCAAGUAUGCAGGUGGCUCUAGCAAGUUUAAGGAUGACAUCAAGUGGUGUCUAUACUCCAUGUCCGACAACAACAGCUUUUUGCGUGUCAAUCGCUUUCCCGUGGAUCGUAUGCUGGGCUUCUUGCGCCGCUUCUUUGACCCGGAGAACAUUGAGAAAUCGUUUGACCUCAGCAUUGCAGCGGGCCAGGGUUCAGCUCGGCUGACACAUUCACACCAGCAUCAAUACCAUUACGUUUAUCAAACUCUGGCGUUGUGGAGCAAGAUCCUGGAUGACUUCUUUCGCCUAUGGCACCUGGCUGAACAGGACUUGCUCGAUCCGCGCAGCUACAAGCUUGUUGACACGGGACAGGGACACCAGCGGCAAAAACGCGCACCUCGUAUUGAAGCUGCCAUGCGUGCUAUUCUUCAGCAGACCCAGGCCGAGCUGGGCACCUGGAUCGGCAGUUCGGUGAUUCACUUGGGCGACAACAACGUGCCCAACGCUCUCAUUUUCAUCGACAAGUAUACGCAGGUGGCCAAAAUUCUCGGCCCCAUUGCCCAUACGUUGGCGGCCUUGCCUGGUUUGGCCGAGAAGCGCGACGUGCAAACCUGGAUCGAGUCGACGUAUGGCAACGUGGAGACGCUGCAAAAGACCAUCUGCCACGACUUCUUUUCCAAAGGCUUUGAUGGCUCAGGAGCCGACAACUUUUACGACGCGGGUUCCUGUAUCGAUGGGCGCCUCACUUCGGCGUGGAAUUGGUGCCAGCAACUACCGCAAAAGCGGUUCUACGCCGCGUUCAGCUUGGCAGGCUUUACGUCUUUUGAUGGCGAGUUUCAAGAUUAA